Penicillium cinerascens is the source of this 1020-nucleotide messenger RNA. RefSeq lists its product as uncharacterized. The coding region runs from base 1 to 1020 and encodes 339 amino acids. The record is from RefSeq and is a predicted model, not a curated record. Gene Ontology annotation, biological process: mitochondrial fission. The transcript has 3 exons. Gene Ontology annotation, cellular component: mitochondrion. Lineage: Eukaryota; Fungi; Ascomycota; Eurotiomycetes; Eurotiales; Aspergillaceae.
AUGGUCUGGGGCAUUCGCCAGAAACCCGACACUCCAGCUCCCCCGCCCGAUGUGGACCGGUCCGUGACGGGGGAGAAGCUCCCUACAAAGUUGCAGCGGCUGGUCGACCAAGACGAAGACAUCUACGAUGACCUCUACUCUCCCUACUCCAUCGACUCAACCGACACCCCAUACCGCUACGCCGCAUACGCCAACCGCAUCCGCACAAUCCUCCUCUCCGCACACCGAUACGUCGCCUACACCUCUGACAUCGGCGAGUCCUUCCGCCCAGUCGCGCACCCGUGGCUCGUGCGCAGCGCCUACGGUAUCUCCUGGGCUUACCUGAUAGGCGAUGUCAGCCAUGAAGGUUACAAGGCGUACCUGCGCAACCGGCGCGCUCUCGUGCCUCCCGGCGAGACGUACAAGGAUGCGAGUGAGCUUCCGCAGGACCAGGUUAUCCGUGGAAUGGCCACGGGCAAUAUUGCUGGCCCGUUGAAGGGAUUGAAUGGCAAGGAGUCUAAGGAGAACGAUACUCUGACUCCCUGGCCGACGACGGAGAUCUCGCUUGCUGAGGACUAUCGCAUGGUUAUGGCGAAGCGCGCUGUAUUCCAGGGUAUUGCUAGUAUGGGAUUGCCUGCCUUUACUAUUCAUAGUGUGGUUAGGUACUCGGGGCGUAUGGUGAGGGGUGCGAAGAGCACGUAUAUGCGCACGUGGUUCCCGAUUGGGCUCGGUCUCGCAGUCGUCCCAACCUUGCCAUACCUCUUCGACCACCCCGUCGAAGGAGCGGUCGACUGGGCCUUCGGCACUGCCUUGCGCAUCUACGGCGGCGAGGACGCCGUCCGUCCACUGCCCCACCACGCCCACCAUAAGAGCCCCGGCGACGACAAUGGCAACAGUGUUUCAGCCGCUCAGCUCUCCUGGGAAGAAUACAAAGGCGAACGUGAAAAGGCGCGCGAGCUCCGACGGGAGCAGGACGGUGGUUCGUCUUUGUCGGGCUGGUUGGGGAGCUUUUCUGGCUCUGGUAAGGACAAGAAAGAAUAG